AUGGGCCUCUUCUCGUACACCGUCGCCGGCGGUGGAUUCAUAAUGAUCGGCGCUUGGGAAGCUUUCGCAUCGUCCAAAGAAACCUUGAAGGUGACGCCACCGCCACCGUCACCGCUGGAACAGCCUCAAUUAGCGGACAUAACCACCCCCAAAUCCACACGGAUUUCCUCCUCCGCAACAUUCCUAGCAGGUUCUGUUCUCUCGUUUCUCUUCAUUGUCAACUCACUAAUCUCAAUCUCCGAUGCCAUCAGCUCCGAAGAUGAUGUCGGCGUGGUUAUCCAGUUGGAGGUAAUCUCGAUUUCGCUCCUUUUCAUCCUCUACUCUGUGGUCGGCUUCUUUAGCCGUUCAAAAGAUUCUCUUCAAUUGCCUUGUCAAAUCCCCAAUUUGAUUUCCCUCUUUGCAUUCGGGGAGGAAUUUUUAAUAUUUUACAUUCAGAGGAAAGACCCCAGCGGGGUUGAAAAUCGUUACUAUGAUCUCUUCCUAGUGCCAAUUGCUGCCUGUGCAUUCUGUACGAUUCUCGAAUUGAAAAAUCCCCAAAGGAAUUACUGUAGACUGGGGCGAGGGAUCGGGCUGGUCUUACAAGGAAUGUGGAUUCUGCAAAUGGGGUUCUCAUUUUUCUCAGGCCUGAUGGCUCAUGGCUGCGCAUUGCACGAGAGAAGUAGAGGUAAUUACACGGUGAAGUGCAAGGGGCAACAUGAAUACCACCGAGGUCGAGCCAUUGCCACGCUUCAGUUCAAUUGCCAUCUUGUUCUGCUUGUCACCAUUGUUUCUGUAGUUUUCUGUAUAGUUUGUAAGAAGAAUGGGAUUAGGCAGGAAAGUAGCAAGUAUAGACCGAUUGGAGCAGAGGUGCAGCAGAUGGAAAUGGGUGCUUGCUCUGCUUUUUCUUUGGAGUCCGAUGACGAUGAAGGAGCGAAUCAUCAUAAUGCUUUGGGAAUGCCAGGGGUGGCAGCUAAUGGCUUUCAUGCUCACCAGUGA
Messenger RNA from Ipomoea nil (Japanese morning glory), 975 nucleotides. RefSeq lists its product as uncharacterized. Lineage: Eukaryota; Viridiplantae; Streptophyta; Magnoliopsida; Solanales; Convolvulaceae. The transcript has a single exon. The record is from RefSeq and is a predicted model, not a curated record. The coding region runs from base 1 to 975 and encodes 324 amino acids.